CGAGCGGGGCGGCAGCGGCGGCGCCACAUCAGCCGCGGCGGCCUCGGAGGAAGAGGGGUCGUCACCCGGUGUUGUUGUGACCGCCGCUCGCUUGUCGCCGCAGUAUUUCCUGUUCGGAUUAUCUUUUGCUUCCCCCAGCUGCCUCCUCCUCCUCCUCCGCUCACCCACUCCUCCGGGUCCUGGGUCGCAGCUGCCCUCGGCUUUGGCCCGUCACCCCCGCCCGGGAACCCCUGGUGCCUCCCCUCCUGGGCUUCGGGGGAGCCCAGCAGAGACCAUGAGGAAAUUCAAGAAGGUGCUGGACGGCCUGACCGCCGGCUCCUCCUCGGCCUCACAGCAGCAGCAACAGCAGCAGCACCCGCCAGGGAACCGGGAGCCUGAGAUUCAGGAAACGCUCCAGUCCGAGCACUUUCAGCUCUGUAAGACUGUUCGCCAUGGAUUUCCCUAUCAACCUUCAGCCCUGGCCUUUGAUCCUGUACAGAAGAUCCUGGCAGUGGGAACUCAGACUGGUGCUUUAAGGCUCUUUGGUCGUCCGGGAGUAGAAUGUUAUUGCCAACAUGACAGUGGAGCUGCUGUAAUUCAGCUCCAGUUCCUGAUUAAUGAGGGAGCUCUUGUGAGUGUCUUGGCUGAUGAUACCUUACACUUAUGGAAUUUACGUCAAAAAAGGCCUGCCAUACUACAUUCACUUAAAUUUUGUCGGGAAAGGGUUACAUUUUGCCAUCUACCUUUCCAGAGUAAGUGGCUCUAUGUGGGUACUGAACGAGGUAAUAUACAUAUUGUCAAUGUGGAGUCCUUCACACUCUCAGGCUACGUCAUUAUGUGGAAUAAAGCCAUUGAACUAUCAUCUAAAUCUCACCCAGGGCCUGUUGUCCAUAUAAGUGAUAAUCCAAUGGAUGAGGGAAAGCUUUUGAUUGGCUAUGAAUCUGGAACAGUAGUCUUAUGGGACCUCAAAUCAAAGAAAGCUGACUAUAGAUACACAUAUGAUGAGGCUAUUCACUCUGUUGCUUGGCAUCAUGAAGGAAAACAAUUUAUUUGCAGUCAUUCAGAUGGUACCUUGACCAUCUGGAAUGUGAGGUCCCCUGCUAAGCCUGUACAGACAAUCACACCACAUGGAAAACAGUUAAAGGACGGGAAGAAACCAGAACCAUGCAAACCUAUCCUCAAGGUGGAGUUCAAAACGACGAGAUCUGGGGAGCCUUUUAUUAUUUUAUCAGGAGGUUUAUCAUAUGAUACUGUAGGAAGAAGACCUUGCUUAACAGUAAUGCAUGGGAAAAGUACUGCUGUGCUGGAGAUGGACUAUCCAAUUGUUGACUUCCUGACACUCUGUGAAACACCAUAUCCAAAUGAUUUUCAAGAACCGUAUGCUGUUGUUGUUCUUCUAGAAAAGGAUUUAGUACUUAUAGACCUUGCACAAAACGGAUAUCCUAUAUUUGAAAAUCCCUACCCUUUGAGUAUACAUGAGUCUCCUGUUACAUGUUGUGAAUAUUUUGCUGAUUGUCCUGUGGACCUUAUUCCCGCACUUUAUUCUGUUGGAGCUAGACAGAAACGUCAAGGUUACAGCAAAAAGGAAUGGCCCAUCAAUGGAGGUAAUUGGGGCUUGGGUGCUCAGAGUUACCCAGAAAUAAUUAUUACAGGGCAUGCUGAUGGGUCAGUUAAGUUCUGGGAUGCUUCUGCAAUAACUCUACAAGUAUUAUAUAAACUAAAAACAUCUAAAGUAUUUGAAAAGUCAAGAAAUAAAGAUGACAGACCAAAUACAGACAUUGUAGAUGAAGAUCCAUAUGCCAUUCAGAUCAUCUCCUGGUGCCCAGAAAGUAGAAUGCUGUGCAUAGCUGGAGUUUCAGCUCAUGUCAUUAUUUAUAGAUUCAGCAAACAGGAAGUGAUUACAGAAGUUAUUCCGAUGCUUGAAGUUCGGUUGUUUUAUGAGAUAAAUGAUGCGGAAUCUCCAGAAGGUGAGCAGCCACCACCUUUGUCAACCCCUGUAGGAGGUUCCAAUCCUCAGCCCAUUCCUCCACAGUCUCAUCCAUCUACCAGCAGCAGUUCAUCUGAUGGACUUCGUGAUAAUGUACCUUGUUUAAAAGUUAAAAACUCACCACUUAAACAAUCACCAGGUUAUCAGACAGAACUAGUUAUUCAGUUGGUAUGGGUGGGUGGAGAACCACCACAACAAAUAACCAGCCUGGCAGUCAAUUCUUCCUAUGGACUGGUGGUUUUUGGCAACUGUAAUGGCAUUGCUAUGAUUGACUACCUCCAGAAAGCAGUACUGCUCAAUCUGGGCACCAUAGAAUUAUAUGGCUCUAAUGAUCCUUAUCGGAGAGAACCUCGAUCUCCUCGUAAAUCUCGACAACCUUCAGGAGCAGGUCUAUGUGAUAUUAAUGAAGGGAUUGUAGUCCCAGAGGAUCGCUGCAAAUCUCCAACUUCUGGUUCUUCAUCACCACACAAUUCAGAUGAAGAACAAAAAGUGAAUAAUUUUAUAGAAAAGGUGAAGACCAAAAGCAGAAAGUUUUCCAAGAUGGUAGCCAGUGAUAUAGAACAAGCUGAACUGAUCUGUGGUGGGAAAAGUGUUUAUUUUGAAGGGCAAGAGMAGGGAUUAAGAGCAAAGAUGUCAAGGAAGUUAAGCUUACCUACUGACCUGAAACCUGAUUUAGAUGUAAAAGAUAAUUCCUUCAGCAGAUCACGGAGUUCAAGUGUCACAAGCAUAGACAAAGAAUCACGAGAAGCAAUCUCUGCUCUUCAUUUCUGUGAAACUUUUACUCGAAAGGCGGACUCGUCCCCUUCCCCAAGUCUGUGGGUUGGAACAACACUAGGAACAGUGCUUGUCAUUGCACUGAACCUUCCCCCAGGAGCAGAGCAAAGACUUCUUCAGCCCGUGAUUGUUUCUCCAAGUGGUACUAUAUUGAGACUUAAAGGUGCAGUCCUGAGAAUGGCAUUUCUGGAUACCACAGGCUGCUUAUUGCCACCGGCAUAUGAACCCUGGAAAGAACAUAAUGUUCCUGAAGAAAAGGAUGAAAAAGAAAAAUUGAAAAAACGGCGACCUGUCUCAGUAUCUCCCUCCUCUUCUCAGGAAAUUAGUGAAAACCAAUAUGCAGUGAUAUGUUCUGAAAAGCAAGCAAAAGUAAUCUCACUGCCAACCCAGAACUGUGCUUAUAAGCAAAACAUUACAGAGACCUCCUUUGUGCUUCGUGGAGAUAUUGUAGCAUUGAAUAACAGCAUCUGCCUUGCAUGUUUCUGUGCUAAUGGCCAUAUUAUGACUUUCAGUUUGCCAAGUUUAAGGCCUCUGUUGGAUGUGUAUUACUUGCCUCUCACCAAUAUGCGGAUAGCCAGAACAUUCUGCUUCACCAACAAUGGACAAGCAUUAUAUCUUGUUUCACCUACAGAAAUUCAGAGACUUACAUAUAGUCAAGAGACCUGUGAAAAUCUUCAGGAGAUGUUGGGUGAACUCUUCACUCCUGUAGAAACACCUGAAGCACCAAACAGGGGAUUCUUUAAAGGCUUGUUUGGAGGUGGUGCACAGUCCCUUGAUAGAGAAGAACUAUUUGGAGAGUCAUCCUCAGGAAAAGCUUCACGGAGUCUUGCACAGCAUAUCCCUGGCCCUGGUGGCAUUGAAGGUGUGAAAGGGGCAGCCUCUGGAGUUGUUGGUGAAUUGGCACGAGCCAGGUUGGCACUGGAUGAAAGAGGGCAGAAGCUUGGUGACUUAGAAGAAAGAACAGCAGCUAUGUUAUCAAGUGCAGAUUCAUUUUCUAAACAUGCUCAUGAGAUGAUGUUGAAAUACAAAGAUAAAAAGUGGUACCAGUUCUGACACCCAGAAUCCAAUUAAGUCCAACUUCAGCCAGAAGGAAAAAAAUUUCCUUUUUUAUUUCACUGAUUUAAGAAAGUUAACAUUCAACGGAUGUUCAUCGCUGAAUACUUUCUAGCACAAUCAUGMACUGUUUUACCUCAGUCAAUUGGCAUUAACUGAGGGGCAUUCACACACACACUCAAAAUGGAAUAUAUGGUGUGUGCAGGCUGUGAGUUGACAAUUUGGAUACUAACCAGGUCACGUGUGACAGAUGAAGAAACAAAAGGGGAAGCUGAGGAGACAUGGCAGGGACUAUUCCUUGGAUCAUUCCUGUAUUAAACUUUUAUAUGCCAAAAGAUUUCAUGCUGUUGUGUCUGCCAUCAGUGUUUGACCUGUUUUGGGGAGAGGCAAUAAGUCCAAAGUUCUGAAKCUGAAGUAGUUUGUGUCAUCGGACUGGAUUAUAAACAGUUGUAUUGGACUUUCCCUCCCUUAAAUUGACUGGUCAUCAGUAUCAUUAGUGAAAAAGAAACAAACUAUUUCCCUUUCUUUAGACUAAGCUGAAUGGUGGGCUUUAAAUAAUAAAAUCAUACACAUAGUUGACUUGUGUAUGGGCUACUCUUGGAUUCUUGUUAUUAUAUACUUGUGUUUAGUUCAUAUUUUGUCAAAAGCAAAACAAGGUGAUACAUCACUUUUCAUUGAAAAGAAAAGUGUAGAGCAUGACUGAAUUGCUCAUCAUUCUGGGAGUUUCCAUGUAGUGGCUAUGCAGUGUGGAAAGUAAGAAAAACCUCCAUUGUGGGGAGGAGAAUACUUCAAUGUCCUUUGUCCUCGUUCUCAUUAAUUCAGCUAAAGGUGGAUCUGACCAAAGUAGUUACUGGUUAAAUUUGUAGAAAAGUUGAAAUUGGCUAAGUUUUUAAUUUUGCUUGAAUUUUUAUAAAAUGUUUAACCAAAUGUACCUUUGCAUUAUUUAAUUAAAAUUGCUUUAAAAAAAAAAAGUUUCAUUAUUUCAGUAAAAUGCUCAGCUCCCCUUUUAAAAUGCCCUUUAUUUGCUAACAGUUCCAAUACACUCAGGUGAUGAGCCAAUUAAAUCUUAGUGCACAUGCUAUCGCAUGGAAAACUAUAAGCAUCUGUUGUCAAUAAGUAUCUAUAUAAGAGUCUAGUCUGAUGACCUACAAAAUAUUUGCUGUAUAAAUAUAAUAAAAAAUCUGUACAUAUCCUUUCAAGGUUUUAAAAAGCCAAAGAAAAGGAAAAUACUUACACUUUGGUAACAAAAUUAUUUCUGUAAUGGAAUACAAUGCAAAUUAAGAUAGCUGUGGACAAUGAAUGACUGGUUCAUAGAAUAGCAUUACAGACAGGAAAGUAAUCCAUAGAUCUGGAAGCAAGCAAUCUAAUAAUACAGGCUAAUCUGAGAUCAUAAUUGAUUAUUGUUAAAGCAGCAAAGGAAGAUCAAAAUAGAAGCAUUAAAAUUAAUGUUAAUGAAAUUUUAAUAUUGUCUUCUAUAAAAAUUGUUUUAAGUAAUUUUAUUUUUCAUUAAGAUAUUAUCUGAGCACAAAUUGACUGCAAACAUGAUUGUUUUUCUAUUCUAUAUGAUCAUUAAAGCUAUAUGUAGAACAUCUUUUUCAUGCACUCUGUUAUGCAUAUAUUCUUCCUUAUUCUUUUCACUAAGAAAACUUUUGUUUACAUUUUAUAAUGUGCACUGCAGGAUGAAAAAGUUUACAUCAAAGUUUACUUUAAAUAUUAUUGGAUAGGACCUAAAUAUAUGUGAUGUGUAAUACAGAUGAUAAAUCAAGUCAAAAGAAAUAUUUUUAAAAUACAGUCAUUUUCAAAAGUUUUUGGAUUUGUAGAAAGUGCUGAUGAAUAACGUACUUCUGUUUAGUUCGUAUCAGCUGUGUUUGAACAUUGAGCAGUUUACAAAUUACUUAUUUGUAUAUUAUCCAAUAGUAGAUCCAUUGUUCCAUGAUAUGUCACAGGAAAUAUUAGAUUAUUUUUAUAGGUAUAGUUUGGUGGUGAAUGCCAUCAGUAAAAUCAGCAGUAAUAGAUUUAAGAAAGUUAAGAAGCAUUAAGUAAAUUAAUAUAUUGAUUGAUUGUCCAUCCAUUUGGAAGGUCAUGUUAGCUUUAUUUAUUUUAUUUGCUGUGCUAUUUUUUGUUAUUUUAAUAUCAACUUUAUUUUUACUGUCAUUUUUCUUGUAUAUAAAAUGAACCAAACUUGUAAUUAUUUCCAAAUUAGAAAAGUAGAUGGACUAAAUAACCUGAGAUGGAUUUUAUAAGAAAAUCUUAAAUCAGUGUUUUGAGUUUUUUAUUUUAUUUUUAAAAUUAAUCUACAAAUCAUGUGCAACUAGAGACUCACUUAGCACUAAAAAGCUUAAACUACUUUUUUAGCAUAGGAAAUAAACUUCUGAGUUAACACUUGAUUCAGUCUGUAGAUAAGAGUCUGUGUUAAUAACUAACCCAGGGAAUUUAUUGUAAUUUGAGAGAUAUUUUUUUAAUGCAAAAAGUAGUAGUCACCAGCAAGCCAGGAUUUCAGGAAAACUAACCAAAACGGAAAAAAGAAAGAAAAAGAAAAGAAGAAAAUAAAAGAAAGGAGGUCAAAAUAGAAAAUAUCAGAAAGAUUAAAGAGUUUUGUGUGCUUUAUCCAUGUCAGUGUUUUUUGUUGCAUUUUGUUGCACUAAAAUCAUUGAAGUAUUCAUCAAUUAGCCUUUGUCAGUAGAAAGUGGUUUCCCAUUUACAUGCCACAUACCCAGUUUGUUUCACUUUGCAAAACUAAAAUCCAUAUACAUUGCUUAGAAAGUUAUUUAAAAUCUUAUACUAUUAACAAAUUGGAAUUUUGCAUUAACACCUUUGGUUUGCAUUUCAAUCAUAUGAAGUGUUUCCAAAAAGAUAUUAUAAAUUCAAAUAAGCUAAUUACUAACUUCUUAAUUUUUUAAUUUUUUAUGGAUGUGAAACAAUGCUGCUGUUUGUCUGUUAUUGUGUGUAAAUAUGUUGCAAUUUAAUUCAGCAUAAUACUUUAAAGAAAGAAACAUUUAUUUUACUUACAACUUCUUGUAGGUUCUUCUGAAGUUAUUUCAUGUAGAGAUAUGUGUCUUAAACAAGUCUGAAAGUGUUAUAUACUUUUAGGUUACAGGUGAUACUGCAGAAACAGCUGAGGAAAGGAAUAUGUGGAAGACACCACAGAGUUCAGAGUUUUAACUUGAGUUCUAUAUUCUAGAGUUUUACCUUGAGUUUUAUAUUCCAUGUAUGUUUUGCUUGAGGCAUUUAUCAUGUGACGAUGGAAAAGCUAUAUCCAAAGGUAAAUUUUUUGUGGCAAAGAUUUAUUUUACAUUUCAACUUUGGAGAUUUUGUUUAUUUGUUUCUGCAAAAUAAAGAGCACUGAACUUUAAACUUGAAUUUUUCUGCACUUUUUUAGGUAAGGAAAACUUUUAUUAUCAUUUAAUCCAUUUCUCAGUUAAAAUCAAGUGAUACAUUGUAAUAAAAAAUACCAAAAUCAUGAAUAUGCUGCUAGCUUUACCUUAAACAAACUAAUCAGUUUUAAAACCUUAUUUAAUAGGGUUUUAUAUAGUUAAAGAUAAAAAGAAGUAAAAUUAUUUCCUAUUUGUUUCAGUGUUCUUGGUCUUAAAUGAUUCCAACACUUUCAGAUUUGUUUUACAA
Urocitellus parryii (Arctic ground squirrel) is the source of this 7414-nucleotide messenger RNA. Lineage: Eukaryota; Metazoa; Chordata; Mammalia; Rodentia; Sciuridae. The record is from RefSeq and is a predicted model, not a curated record.